Messenger RNA from Paramacrobiotus metropolitanus, 1167 nucleotides. RefSeq names its product SCO-spondin-like. The transcript has 3 exons. NCBI's taxonomy places the organism in Eukaryota, Metazoa, Tardigrada, Eutardigrada, Parachela, Macrobiotidae. The record is from RefSeq and is a predicted model, not a curated record. Gene Ontology annotation, molecular function: protein binding. The coding region runs from base 187 to 876 and encodes 229 amino acids.
UGAUAAUUUUUUGGUUGUUUUACGAGACACCGAGGUUAUUUUUCAUUGCUGAAAAACAAUUUCAGCGGGACAAGACAGUGCUUAUAAAGGAAGUUUGAUUUAGCGAAGACUUUCCAUGUACUCCUCUGCAUAUCUGCGUGGACAGAAAUUCGCUCACACAUUGUAAUUUGUCCAAGUCCGGCUGAAAUGAUUUGUCAUAUACUUUUACCAUGCUUUCUCAUCGCGAUGCACGGGCUGGGUUCCGCAAGGGCGUUUUUCGGUAAUUUUAAUCCUUCGCCGCCGUCCUUUGCAUCGUUCGGCUCGUUCCGUUCACCGGAGUUCCGUCAGUCGCCAGUUGUACAAGACUUUUCAAGACCUUCCUCCGGUUUUAACGGCUUCGACACAGCCUCAUUUGCAAACCGGCAACGUGUCCCCCAGCCUUCUCGGCCUGUACCUGAGACACUGGAUACAGAAACAUUUACAGGCCGCCAACGUGCCCCGUUGCCUUCUCGACCAGCAUUUGAAACAGUGAAUUCCAAUUCUCAUCCAUGGGACGCCGGAAAAUUAACGCAUUUCAGUCCUGAUUCCCUUGAAGUGCACAAAAAACCGCCUUGUCAUAGUCCGUUCAGCAUCCCACCGUGCCGAACCACGGUCCUGCCCAAUCCCCCGCCGCCGCCGUUAGUUACGCCCCCGCCCACGCCUGAACCGAUUACACAACCUAUACAGCCGGUGUGCUGGCCGUACUGUAACCAUGGGGAUAACAAUUUUCAGGAACGAAGGAAGUGCCCCAUCAGCCAGUUCACAUGCGAUAAUGGGCGCUGUAUUCCCACGAGCCAGAAAUGCGACGGUGACAAUGACUGCUGGGACAAUUCGGAUGAAUUUCUGUGUUCAGGAUAACCCUAGCGUAAUCUAGUAGUAACGGAAAUAAAUAAUAACUGUUAAUCAGGAACCCAUAACAGCUCGCUCAGUGUUUGGUGCAUCGCUGCUUCAACUGUUUUUGCAAAAUCUAUAAAAACACUACGGUUAAGACAAUCAAUGAUACCCACACAAAACCUGCAGUAGAAAUGUACUGAUUUCUUGUGAGUCUUCCAAAGGGCAAAAAGCGACGGUGGCUUGGUUUUGAGUGUUACUGCAUGUACCUGCAUUGUAUUACAGUAACUUACUGGUGUAUUUCGGUUUGUAAGGGCA